UGUUUUUAAAAAAUGUACUAUAUAUUAUAUACUAUAUAAAAACAUACACAUGGGGAGUCAUGACCAAACACAAAGAUGCUCGGUACCAUAAAUACAACAACAACUGACAUUUGAAUAGCACCUUUAAUGUAGUAAACCAUCCCAAGGCACUUUACAGGAAGAUAAUCAAUCAAAAUUGUACACCAAGCCAAAGGAGGAGGUACUAGGACAGGUAUUGGUAAAACAACCUUAAUCCACAAAAUGAUAGAUGUGUUGAAGUCUUCUGGGGUUCCUGUUGAUGGAUUUUACACUGAAGAAGUCAGAAAAAAUGGAAGAAGAAUAGGAUUUGAUGUUGUUACGGUGUCUGGUAAGCGAGGAACUUUGUCCAGAAUUAGCAAUGAUUCUGGUACUCUGAACAGUAGGCGCUGUGAAUAUAGAGUUGGUCAGUAUGCAGUGGAUCUUCCAUCAUUUGAAUGCCUGGUCCUGCCGCUCCUCAGAGAAGUUAAUGACGGAGAUGGCAUGGAGAAAAAGGUGUAUGUGAUAGAUGAGAUAGGGAAAAUGGAGCUCUUCAGUGAACCCUUUAUCCAGUCUGUACGUCAAAUCCUAGACGGAGUUGGUGCCACCGUACUCGGGACUAUUCCUGUCCCUAAGGGAAAACCUUUAGGACUUGUGGAAGAAAUCAGAAGCAGAAGGGAUGUUAAAAUCUUUAAUAUUACAAAGGAUAAUAGGAAUAGUAUUGUACAAGAGAUUGUCACAUCAGUGCAAGACUGCAGAAAGUUAAAAGGAAGCUGAUUCAAACUGGAUGAUGACAGGAGAAUAUGCCAUGAGCUGUGCAGAUUUCUGUUUGGGGUUUAUAUUCUUUAUGUGCUUUAGAUUUUUUUGGCCUCCACACAGCUGCUCCUACAACUUCCAGUGUGCUAAAGUAAUACUUUGUUCUUGUAUAUAAAAGUGGCUAUUUGGAUUCAAGCUUUUUUCCCAAUUUAUGCACGUUCUUUAAGUAGUGGUUGGAUGCUUACUGGAGCAUGUGCUCAUUUAUUUUGGCGAUCUGAACCACAUGGAAGCAACAGUCAAGUAAUAUUAAAGUUUAUUAAGAACAAAUGUGGGAAAUCUUACUUGUCCUCAAAAGUGAACUGAUUUAGAAUUAAGAUAUUUUAAAUAUAUAAGCACAUUUGAGAGAGUGCCAUCCCCUAACUUGCCACACAAACAGCUUUACUGCAGUCCCUGGGAAAAUUGAGUUUUGUUUUGUUGGAAAAAUUCAAUAUCAAAUAUUAAAAUUACAAAAGAGAGAUACAAAUACUGUUUGAAUUCAGCCCUGUUUUAAAAAAGCUAUAGCCAUCCAAUCCUGCCUAUGUUAGUAAAUUCCAGGAAGUGACGUGUUAUUGAUCAAAAUAGUACCUGGUCUGUCUAAUACACUGUUUAUUUAAUCUUCACUAUGGCAUGCUUUGUUGAUGUUGUUCCGCUGUUAAUCAAUUAACACUCAGAUAGUCAUGCAGCAGAGUCAAGAGUGAACCAAAGAUGUUCAAAUGUUCUAAAAAUGUUGAUAUGUGUGUGUGUAUAGAUAUUUAUAAAUUCAGUUCCAAAUCUACAUUAUCACCUAUAUUUAAUGGAAAAUGCAGUAUAUUGCACCCACUGAGAGUUUUCUAUAGAUUUCUUUUGUUUUGGCAACUACCUUACUGUUAGUAAACACUAAAUUAAACAAAAAUUAGAUUGCUCAUGUAGUCUGACAAUCUGGCUGAUGCGGCUAGAACCGGGGACACAGUCUCAGAAUAAAGGGCAGGCCAUUUAAGACUGAGGAGGAAUUUCUUCACUCAGAGGGUGGUGAAUCCUUGGAAUUUUCUACCCCAGAGGGCUGUGGAAGCUUAAUCAUUGAGUAUGUUCAAGAUAGAAAAUGAUAGAUUUCUGAAUACUAAUGACAUCAAGGGAUGUGGGGAUAGCAUGAGAAAGCGGCGUUGAAGUAGAUGAUCAGCCAUGAUCUAAUCGAAUGGCGGAGCAGGCUAUAGGGGCCAAAUGGCCUACUCCUGCUCCGAUGUUGCCUCUGAACUGCAUGUAACUUCAGAAUACCUUGACAGUAUUCCAAAAGUGAUAGUAUUGGAUCUGACACUAUACAUUUGGAUAUUGGAACAUCAUAAAACAAAGAUACAAUUGCAUUAGAAGCAGUUUAGAGAAGGUGCAGUUGACUGAUUCCUGGGGUGAUGGGGUUAUCUUAUGAGGAAAGGUUGUGCAGGUUGGGCCUACACUCAUUGGAGUUUAGAAAAAUGAGAGGUGAUCUUAUUGAAACAUAUAAGAGGGGACUUAACAGAGUGUAUGCUGAGAGGAUGUUUCUCUUGUGGCAGAAUCUAGAACAAGGGGACACAGUUUAAAAAUUAGGGGUCUCCUAUUUAAGACUGAGAUGAGGGGAAAUUUUUUCUCUGUGUCAUUAGUCUAGAAUUCUCUUCCCUAGAGAGCAGUGGAGACUGGGUUAUUGAAUACAUAGAAGGCUAAGUUAGAUUUUUGAUUGACAAAGGAGUCAGAGGUUAUGGUAGGCAGACAGGAAAACGGAAUUGAGGCCACAAUCAGAUCAGCCAUGAUCUUAUUGAAUGGCCUACUCCUGCUCCUAAUUUUUGUGAUCUUGUACAUCCAGCCCCCACUCCCAUGGGCUACAUAUAAAGUUUCAAUCCAUACUCCCAUUACAUUGCUCAUUCCUCAAACAAUGGAUAUUAAAAGGUAUUGGUGUUCUAAUUUGGAAUUUAUCCACAAAUGAAACAGCAACAUUAAAAGUCACCCCUUCCAAACCUCCAACCCAGAGAGGUUCAUAUAAAUCAGAGGCAAGCAUAAUCUGCAGAUGUUCCUGAUGUCCUAACCUUAGCAGUGCUGUAAUCUUUUUAAACCUGUAAACUAGCUGCAUCCUGUCCUUUGCUCAUUUUGACCAGAUGUUAUUGCUCACCUUUGCUGCUGGUGGGAAUUGUGAUUCUGGGCAUAGAAUGGUUGAUUAUGACGUAAAGAAAGAAAGACUUUUAUGUAGCACUUUUCAUGACCACUAGAUACCGCAAAGCGCUUUAUGCCAAUGAUGUUUUUAAUAUAGUCACAAUUGUAAUGUUGGGAAAAAGAAAUAACAAACUUCCACCAACCAAUGACCUUGGCAGGUCUGUAAUGAAUUCCUAAGGUCAUAAAGCCUUGCAGACCUCAGCGGGUGAUUACACUCAACAAAAUCUUAAAUGUUGAUGACGGGCUUGCCUUUUUAAUUCUUUGCAGUAAAUGGGUGCCAAACUCCAACGGCACAAGGUAUUGAAAAGAUUUGAAUACAUGUGUACCUCCACUCAAAAUUGCUUACUGCUUCCAUGUGCAAGUUGUUAUUACCUAACCUUUGUUUUAGCUCAAUUUCAUUUUUUUCUAGAAACAACUUUGGACAUACUGGAUAGCUAUAAAACCAUCUCAUUUUA
Molecule: messenger RNA, 3398 nt
Organism: Carcharodon carcharias (great white shark)
Lineage: Eukaryota; Metazoa; Chordata; Chondrichthyes; Lamniformes; Lamnidae
Gene: ntpcr
Product: nucleoside-triphosphatase, cancer-related
Exons: 5
Coding region: 241-771 (176 amino acids)
Molecular function (GO): ATP hydrolysis activity
Source: RefSeq, a predicted model, not a curated record